AUGCGAGGUUCUGGUCGGUGUAGAGAGGUCGGUUAUAAACAGGCGGCGUGUUAUAAAAACAGUGAUGAUGUACGGCGCGGCUGUGAAGGUGUUUUUCCUCCGGAGGUCGAAGGAGACGAAACAGCGAGGUCGCAGCCACGGCGAAGGAUUCUGGUGUUUAUCAAACGAACAGGGAGGUCAGGGCGUGUUUACGUCGUGGUCACGAUGUCCUGUUUUCUGUCAACACCUCGCCGCUCGUGUGGACGAGGGGCCGCAAACCUUCAUGUUAACCCAAACAUGGAGGUCAAAGGUCGACAGGAGGUUGAACACGUUUGA
Messenger RNA from Xyrichtys novacula (pearly razorfish), 315 nucleotides. Lineage: Eukaryota; Metazoa; Chordata; Actinopteri; Labriformes; Labridae. The record is from the annotation of a GenBank genome assembly.